AACGCGUAGGUUGAGCAGCACUGAUAAAACAAUUUAACUUGUAUAAAUGUAUGUCAGCAAUAAUUUUGUUUUAAUUACUGUGCAGACAUCAUGGAGCGAGCGAAGGUGUUUUGUUUUCUGAUCAGCAUCAUACUGACUUGUGGUGAUGCCGCCAAGAUCCUGGUCGUGUUCCCGAUGCCUUCCAGAAGUCAUGGAAACCUUGGAGAUGGUGUUGUUAGGCAUCUGCUGAAUGCUGGACACGAGGUCACCUACAUCACACCCUUCGUUUAUAAGAAUCCUCCACCAAACCUUCGGUCAAUAGAUGUCAGUGCCACGUUUGAUAUUAUGCCCAUUGAUAUGACAAUAAAGAAUAUCAUGGACAGAACUAUUAACAUUGAGAACGUUGGCUUGCUAGUAUACAUGAUGACGGAGAUGCUGAAGAAAACGGUGGAAACUGAAUCAGUUCAGAAGCUACUCAGUGACCCUAAAGAAGAGUUUGAUCUUGUGGUAGCUGAGUGGAUGUUUAGCGAUGUGCCUUCGGGAUUUGCUGCAAUAUACAACUGCCCACUCAUCUGGUUAUCAUCAGUAGAACCGCACUGGAUGAUUCUUCAACUAAUUGAUCAGCCAACAAACCCUGCUUACACUGUGGACAUCAUGUCAAUUUACACUCCACCAUUGAACUUCUUCCAAAGAGUUAACGAGCUCUGGACCCAAUUGAAAGUCAAAUUCUUGAACUUUGUAUGGUUGGACGGCGUACAAGAGAAAGCAUACAAUCAGCUACUAGCUCCAUUUAUUGCAAAGCGAGGCAGGCAGCCGCCAUCUUUCGACGAAGUUCGCCAUAACGCAUCAAUGAUAUUGUCUAAUGCAUACGUAUCUACAUCUGUUGCUCAGUCCCUGCCUCAGAGCCAUAAGUUUAUUGGAGGCUACCACAUUGAAGAUAAAGGAACAGCUUUGCCUGAGGACUUAAAGAAAAUUAUGGACAAUGCAAAGAAUGGAGUAGUUUACUUUAGUAUGGGCUCCAAUCUGAAAAGCAAAGAUAUGCCCGAAGAGAUAAAACGGGAUCUCCUGAAGAUGUUUGGUACUCUGAAGCAGACUGUGCUGUGGAAAUUUGAAGAGAAACCAGAGAAACUUCCUUCGAAUGUACAUAUUCUGCAAUGGGCACCUCAACCAGCAAUUCUUUCUCACCCCAAUCUGGCGGUCUUCGUUACACACGGUGGUCUUCUCUCGACGACAGAAGCUGUUCACUUCGGAGUACCGAUAAUUGGUAUUCCAGUUUUUGCUGAUCAGUUCAUGAAUGUCGCCAAAUCAGUAAAUAGAGGAUUCGCGUUACGAGUAGACCUUUCGUAUUCUUUGGCUGCAGAACUUAAGGAUGCGAUAAAUGAAGUUACUUCUAACCCCAGGUUUGCAGAAAAAGCGAAGGAGUUGUCGUACAUCCACCACGACCGGCCGGUGAAGCCAGGAGUUGAGCUGGUGCACUGGGUGAACCACGUGAUCAAGACACGCGGCGCGCCACACCUGCACUCCCCUGCCCACCACGUGCCUUUCUACCAGAAGAUGUACCUGGAUCUUGCUGUAGUCCUAGUACUAUUAUUCCUAGCUGGACGAGUACUUUUAAAGAAAAUUUGUGCAGCAGGGUGUUCAAAAAAGGAAUGUAGUGCGGGAGGGAGAAAGAAAAAUAAUUAAUUAAGAAUUAUUUGUGUAUUUAAAUAAAUUGUUAUUUUAAGAAUUAAAUUGAG
Spodoptera exigua (beet armyworm) is the source of this 1715-nucleotide messenger RNA. The record is from the annotation of a GenBank genome assembly. Lineage: Eukaryota; Metazoa; Arthropoda; Insecta; Lepidoptera; Noctuidae.